Messenger RNA from Periophthalmus magnuspinnatus, 5547 nucleotides. It is a transcript of the gene nckap1, whose product is annotated as NCK-associated protein 1. The coding region runs from base 257 to 3637 and encodes 1126 amino acids. Gene Ontology annotation, cellular component: SCAR complex. Gene Ontology annotation, biological process: cell migration; cell projection assembly; cortical actin cytoskeleton organization. Lineage: Eukaryota; Metazoa; Chordata; Actinopteri; Gobiiformes; Gobiidae. The transcript has 31 exons. The record is from RefSeq and is a predicted model, not a curated record.
CUCCACCUCCUCCUGCGCCUCUCCCAUCCCUCCCGACUCUCCCAUCGAACCCACAAACCCACAGACAGCGGGACACGGCGGCAGGACAGUCCCUUCGCUCGGGACAUGGGCCGCUUCCUCUGAGCAUCAGCGCUGCGUUUAGAGCCACAUUCUGCACAUUCUGCGGGAUUCUGUGGGAUUCUGUGGGGUUGUGUCCACAGCAGACGCAGAGGAGCGUUUUUCUUUUGGUUCAAGUGUGUGACUGAAGCAGGAGAAGAUGUCUCGGGGCGCGAUCCAGCCCAGCCAGCAGAAACUGGCAGAAAAACUGACCAUCCUCAACGACCGGGGCGUGGGGAUGCUCACCCGGGUCUAUAACAUAAAGAAGGCGUGUGGAGACCCCAAAGCCAAACCUUCUUAUCUGGUGGAUAAAAACCUGGAGUCUGCCGUUAAAUUCAUAGUGAGAAAGUUUCCUGCUGUGGAAACGCGCAAUAACAACUUGGCCCAGCUCCAGAAGGAGAAGUCUGAGAUUCUGAAGAACUUGGCGCUUUACUAUUUCACCUUUGUGGAUGUGAUGGAGUUCAAAGACCAUGUCUGCGAGCUGCUCAACACCAUCGAUGCCUGCCAAGUCUUCUUUGAUAUUACUGUGAACUUUGACCUCACAAAAAACUACCUUGACCUGGUGGUGACCUACACGACACUGAUGAUCAUUCUCUCCCGGAUCGAGGAGAGAAAAGCCAUCAUCGGACUUUACAACUACGCUCACGAGAUGACACACGGCGCCAGUGACAGAGAGUACCCGCGCCUGGGCCAGCUCAUCGUGGAUUAUGAAAACCCUUUGAAAAAAAUGAUGGAGGAGUUUGUUCCACAUGGGAAGUCUCUGUCGGACGCCCUGAUCAGUCUACAGAUGGUCUAUCCACGACGGAACCUUUCAGCUGAUCAGUGGAGGAACGCUCAGCUGCUGUCGCUCAUCUCGGCGCCGUCCACCAUGUUGAAUCCCGCCCAGUCCGACACGAUGCCCUGUGAAUAUCUGUCAUUGGAUGCGAUGGAAAAGUGGAUUGUCUUCGGCUUCAUCUUGUGCCACUCGGUGCUGAACAGUGACACGGCGGCGCUCUCUCUGUGGAAACUGGCUUUGCAGAGCUCCACGUGUCUGUGUCUGUUCAGAGAUGAGGUCUUCCACAUCCAUAAGGCUGCAGAGGACCUGUUUGUCAACAUCCGAGGCUACAACAAACGAAUCAAUGACAUCAGAGAGUGCAAAGAACAGGCCCUGUCCCACGCAGGCUCCAUGCACAGAGAGAGGCGUAAGUUUCUCCGAUCGGCCCUGAAGGAGCUCGCCACUGUCCUCGCCGACCAACCCGGACUCCUGGGGCCAAAGGCUCUGUUUGUGUUCAUGGCCUUGUCGUUUGCUCGUGAUGAGAUCAUUUGGCUGCUUCGACAUGCAGACAAUAUCCAGAAGAAAAGCACAGAUGACUUCAUAGACAAGCACAUCGCAGAGUUGAUUUUCUACAUGGAGGAACUUCGAGCUCACGUCCGGAAAUACGGCCCCGUCAUGCAGCGCUACUACGUGCAGUAUCUGUCGGGGUUUGACGCUGUGGUGCUCAACGAACUGGUCCAGAACCUGUCUGUGUGUCCUGAGGAUGAGUCUAUCAUCAUGUCUUCAUUUGUCAACACUAUGACGUCUCUCAGUGUUAAACAAGUGGAGGACGGAGAGGUGUUUGACUUCAGAGGCAUGAGACUGGACUGGUUUAGACUGCAGGCUUACACGAGCGUCUCUAAAGCGAGUCUGGGCAUCGCUGACCACAAGGAGCUGGGCAAAAUGAUGAACACUAUUAUCUUCCACACUAAGAUGGUGGACUCGCUCGUGGAGAUGCUGGUGGAGACGUCAGACCUGUCAAUCUUCUGUUUCUACAGCCGUGCUUUUGAAAAGAUGUUCCAGCAGUGUUUGGAGCUGCCGUCUCAGAGCCGUCACUCCAUCUGCUUCCCUCUGCUGUGCACACACUUCAUGUCCUGCACACAUGAGCUCUGUCCUGAGGAGCGUCAUCACAUCGGGGAUCGGAGCCUGUCUCUGUGUAACAUGUUUCUGGAUGAAAUGGCUAAACAAGCUCGAAACCUGAUCACAGACAUCUGCACAGAGCAGUGUACUCUCAGCGACCAGCUCCUUCCAAAGCACUGUGCGAAAACCAUUAGCCAAGCAGUGAACAAAAAGAGCAAGAAGGCAACAGGAAAGAAAGGCGAGCCCGAGCGGGAGAAGCCUGGGGUCGAGAGCAUGAGGAAGAACCGCCUGCUGGUCACAAAUUUGGACAAACUCCACACUGCGCUGUCCGAGCUCUGUUUCUCCAUUAACUACGUGCCAAACCUGGUGGUGUGGGAGCACACCUUCACCCCCAGAGAGUACCUGACCUCGCACCUGGAGAUCCGCUUCACUAAGUCGAUAGUGGGCAUGACCAUGUACAACCAGGCCACUCAGGAAAUAGCCAAGCCCAGUGAGCUGCUGACCAGUGUGCGAGCGUACAUGACCGUGCUCCAGUCCAUCGAGAACUACGUGACCAUCGACAUCACCAGAGUCUUCAACAACGUCCUGCUGCAGCAAACCCAGCACCUGGACAGUCACGGAGAGCCCACCAUCACCAGCCUCUACACCAACUGGUACUUGGAGACUUUACUGCGUCAGGUCAGUAACGGACACAUCGCCUACUUUCCCGCCAUGAAGGCCUUUGUGAAUCUGCCCACGGAAAACGAACUCACCUUCAACGCAGAGGAGUAUUCAGACAUCUCUGAGAUGCGUUCCUUGUCCGAGCUCCUGGGGCCGUACGGGAUGAAGUUCCUGAGUGAAAGUCUCAUGUGGCACAUCUCGUCUCAAGUGGCUGAGCUGAAGAAACUUGUGGUGGAGAACAUGGAGGUGUUGACCCAAAUGAGGACCAGCUUUGACAAACCAGAGCACAUGGCUGCACUGUUUAAGAAACUCACAUCUGUGGACAGUGUUUUGAAGAGAAUGACCAUCAUCGGGGUCAUUCUGUCGUUCCGUUCUUUGGCUCAGGAGGCGCUCAGAGACGUCUUAUCCUGCCACAUUCCUUUCCUGGUCAGUUCAGUGGAAGAUUUCAAAGACCACAUUCCAAGAGAAACAGACAUGAAGGUGGCCAUGAACGUGUACGAGCUCUCCUCUGCCGCCGGCCUGCCCUGUGAGAUCGACCCGGCCCUGGUGGUGGCGCUGUCGUCACAGAAGAGCGAGAACAUCAGCCCCGAGGAGGAGUAUAAGAUCGCGUGUCUGCUCAUGGUGUUUGUGGCGGUGUCUCUCCCGACUUUGGCGAGCAACGUCAUGUCCCAGUACAGCCCGGCCAUCGAAGGCCACUGCAACAACAUCCACUGUUUGGCCAAAGCCAUUAACCAGAUCGCAGCGGCGCUUUUCACCAUCCACAAGGGGAGCAUCGAGGACCGACUUAAGGAGUUUCUAGCGUUGGCCUCCUCGAGUCUACUGAAGAUUGGCCAAGAGACGGACAAAAUGACCACACGGAACCGAGAGUCUGUUUAUCUGCUGCUGGACAUGAUCGUGCAGGAAUCUCCUUUCCUCACCAUGGACCUGCUCGAGUCCUGCUUCCCCUACGUCCUGCUGCGGAACGCCUACCACGCCGUGUACAAGCAGAGCAUCAGCGCCAACGCGUAGACACGACCCUCACCCUCCCACUCCACCCACACCCCACCCCCACCCGUGUGACUCCCAACACUAACAGUUUAUUUUAAAGGUCCCAUAUUACACCGUUUUCUGAUCUGUUCUAAUGUUUCCUCGUCACAAACAGACCCUGGAGUUGCGUUUUGUUUCAUUCACCCUGCAGAUUUAGGCUGAAUUCUUCUCUAAAUCAAACAAAACACACCUCCAGACGUGUUUUUUGAUGAGCUAACGUCAUUAUAACACGACUUAAACCUCACACAACUCCAUUUUGGUGUAACAUCGGACCUUUAAACAACAUAAUAAUCGUCUUAAGUAUUUUUUUUGAGAAGCUAACGUACAAUUGUCAUGACGUCACAAACUUUCCACUACUUCCGCGAGUUUGUGUCCGAGACGUUUGGAUUUUAAGAGAGAAAGUUUAUCCAGAAUGCAGCUAAACACUAACACGAAACACUAAAACGCCCAAACGCACCGCGACCCACAACCUCAGACCAAACCAAGAACCCAAACCUCCGACAGAUUCACCCGGCUGUUUCCUGGGACCACUGCGACGCGGCAGGAGCACAAUCUAAACCAUAUAAAUGUGGUAUAUUUAUAAUUAUAGAUCUAUAACUGUGGCUCUAAUAACUUUGUGUUGACAGAAGUGAAUGCCACAGAGAGGGACUGUUUUACUGACGACGGGUGGCACGUGUCUGGAUGACGACACACACGAGCUGAUUCCAUGGGCAUCUCUUCGUUUAAACCCUUUUAACGCUAAUAUUCCUCCAUUUUGUUCCGAGUGCAUUUGUAUAACAGUGGUGUUUUUCUUGCUAGCCGUAACAUGAACUCUUUUCGUGGGUAAGAUAGAAGUUUGCUUUGAUGUGACUGUUCUCAAUGUUUUUAUUUUUUAUUUUUACCAUUUGCCAAACAUAAAUGACAUUAAUGUACAGCUGUAAACAUGGCGUCUGCACAGUGAUGUUUGGAUUUGCACCCUCCCGGAUUACCACAUGUUUUGGUUUCAAGAUAUUCGCUCUGCCUGGACCAGUGUAGAGUUAUUUUAUCCCCAAAUAACAUGAAUAUUAUGUAAGAUAUUCACUCUGCCUGGGCUCGUGUAGAGUUAUUUUAUCCCCGUGUUUAAAUCUAGAUCCAAAUUUCCAUGUUCUAGAGGAAUUCAUAGACAAGUAGUAAAGUACAGACGCCUAACACUGCACUUGAGUCAUUUUAAAGUGGAUAUCACUACUACUAUUACUACGUCACUACUACUACUACUACUACUAUGUCACUACAUUUGAGAGCAGUAUCUGUACUUUCUACUCCACUACAUUUUUGAACAGGACUGAAAAGUAAAAGUAUUUUUCUUAUUGUGUGAGACCCGCUGAAAAGGCUGAGUGUUUAUUUUUAACACGUUUAGAAUUUGAAAAAAAAGAAAGAAAUACAAAUAAUAAAAUGUAAAAAAUAUACAAAUAAAAACUGAAAAAAUGAUCAAUUCAACAAAAUUCAGCUCAAAUCUUUGUCAAGAUUGCCACAUUUGCAUCUUCAUAAGACUCAAAAUCUGCAAAAUACUUUAACUUUUUACUCUUUAAGUACUUUAAUACUAAGAUUUUUUUCAUGUGAUGCUUUUACUCUUUUAUUUUUUGCUCCAGUAUCUGUUCUUUUACUUACGUAACACAUCACAUGGUCCAGGUUUGUUGAAUAACUCUAAUAAAUGAUCCAAACUGCAUCUGUAUUUACUGUAUAUUUCACCUUAACUUAAAUCCUGAAGGGUGCAGAUGUUUCCUUUGACUUCAGUGUAAGUGCGAGUGUCCAGCGAGUGUCCAGCUGCAUGUGUCCCGUGGGACGCUGGAGCUGGUCCACAGAGACGUGCUCAUUUUCUAGUUUCUGUGACUCCUGUGUAAUUGAACUGAAUCAAAUAAAAGGCUGUGUCAGAC